GACAUACCGUCCUCGACGAACUAUUGCCAAUAGAAAGAGCGGUACACAAUGAAGCUCACUCCUGAUCUUCUCGCAAAUGCUCCGACAUAUAUCAAUCCUGUCAAGGACAGAGAGCUUAAUCUGAGAGGCAAGAAGAUCCCAGAGAUUGUCAAUCUUGGUGUGACAAAGGAUCAAAACGAUGCAAUUGACUUUGUCGACAACGACAUCCGCAGACUGGAUGGCUUCCCAAGGAUGCCGCACCUGUCAACACUGUUACUCGCACGGAAUCGAAUUUCAACUAUAUCGGCAUCAAUUCACGAAUCUCUGCCAAACCUUAAGAUAUUGAUUCUCACCUCCAACUCAAUUGCAGAACUUGCGGACUUGAAUGCGCUGUCAGGACUCAAGAAGUUGACGGUUCUGAGUAUCAUGGACAAUCCUGUCAGCAGAAAAGAUCAUUACCGCAGCUGGAUCAUUUGGAAAUGUCCGUCCGUGCGGAUCAUGGAUUUCCAGAGAGUGAAAGAUAAGGAGAGAGCAAAAGCGAAGGAGUUGUUCAGUACGGCAUCAGGAGAACCGACACCGCUGGCGGCGUCUAUUAUGGGAGUGAAGUCGAGAGUGUUUGAGGUUGGAGGCAGCGACGCAGCAGGAGGAGAGAAGGCCGCUGCACCCCUGAGAUUGACCGAGGAAGAGAGAAAACGCAUCGAGGAGGCGAUCAAGAGCGCGUCAAGCCUUGAGGAAGUGACAAGGUUAGAACGUGCCCUACGAGAAGGACGGAUACCAGAGUAGCCGCAGUAGC
This is a messenger RNA of Saitoella complicata NRRL Y-17804, 772 nucleotides long. RefSeq names its product U2 small nuclear ribonucleo protein A. Gene Ontology annotation, cellular component: U2 snRNP. The record is from RefSeq and is a predicted model, not a curated record. The transcript is spliced from 4 exons. Gene Ontology annotation, molecular function: U2 snRNA binding; protein binding. The coding region runs from base 49 to 762 and encodes 237 amino acids. Gene Ontology annotation, biological process: mRNA splicing, via spliceosome. NCBI's taxonomy places the organism in Eukaryota, Fungi, Ascomycota, Saitoellomycetes, Saitoellales, Saitoellaceae.